AUGGUGCGGUUUUCAGGACUGCAACGCGACGUGCUGUCGCUAUAUCGCCAGUGCUUACGCGCUGUGAAGGAAAAGCCCGCGGAAACGCGAUCGCAUUUCCGCGAAUUCGCGAGAGCUGAGUUUCACAGGAAUCUAGGGGUGGGCAAGAAGGAUUUCGGCACGAUUGAGUAUCUGCUGCGGAGGGGGCGCAGGCAGCUCGAAACUUAUCAGGAUCCGGGGAUUCGCGAUCUUCACUGA
This is a messenger RNA of Boeremia exigua, 237 nucleotides long. RefSeq names its product complex 1 protein-domain-containing protein. The coding region runs from base 1 to 237 and encodes 78 amino acids. Gene Ontology annotation, cellular component: mitochondrion. The record is from RefSeq and is a predicted model, not a curated record. Lineage: Eukaryota; Fungi; Ascomycota; Dothideomycetes; Pleosporales; Didymellaceae. Gene Ontology annotation, biological process: mitochondrial respiratory chain complex II assembly. The transcript has 3 exons.